ACAGCCUGUGUUCUGGAUGCUAAAUUUAGGUCUCUUCCAGCAAAAGAGCAUGUGCAGAGAGGCACAGGGAUGAGAGAUGGGAAAAAAAAGAAGAAACAACCGAGAGGGUUGAUUUACUCAUUAUAAUAACUGUACAUUCAGCGUCAGAGGAGGCCAAAGUCCCUGAGGAUAAACACAGGGAAGGCAAGAUAUGUAUUAUUGCAAGGCUGAUUUCCCUCUGUCAGCCUCACAAUCUUGCCCAAGUGUGACCCUGGCAGCAGCACAUUGGGGAGUUAUGGCUGGUUUUGAUGCACAGGCAAAGGGGAAUGACGCUGAAGAUGUGGAGAGGUGCUGUGAGAGCAAAGGAGACGCAAUACAGUUGUCUAACCGCCUGAGGACUCAGACAGUACCAGAUUGACCAAAUACAAGAGCGAUGGCGACAAUCAAGGGGGUCUCAAGCUUCAGUGCUGAGCAGGAAGCACAGGCGCUAAGGAAGGCUAUGAAGGGAUUUGGCACAGAUGAAGAUGCCAUCAUCGAGGUCUUGACCAAACUAAACGUUUCCCAACGUCAGCAAGUUCUGAUCACCUAUAAAAGCAGCAUUGGUAGGGAUUUGAUUGAUGACUUGAAGUCUGAGCUGAGUGGGAAUUUUGAAAGGGUGAUCAUAGGUCUGAUGACUCCUACCACCAUGUACGACGUGCACGAACUGAGGAGGGCUGUGAAGGGUGCAGGAACAGAUGAAGGUUGCCUGAUUGAAAUUCUGGCUUCUCGCACAAACGAAGAGAUUCGUCGCAUCAAUGAGAACUACAAACUUCAAUACGGCUGUACCCUCGAGGAGGACAUUGUCUCUGACACAUCUUCCAUGUUCCGAAGAGUUCUCGUGUCCCUCGCCACGGGAAACAGAGAUGAGGGAACAUAUGUGGAUGGUGCCCUCGCUCAACAAGAUGCUCAGUGCCUGUAUGAAGCUGGGGAGAAGAAAUGGGGAACAGAUGAGGUUCAAUUUAUGACCAUCCUCUGUACACGGAACAGAUUCCACCUAUUAAGAGUUUUCGAUGCCUACAGAGAGAUUGCUAAUAAGGACAUAACAGAGAGCAUUAAAUCUGAGAUGUCAGGAGACCUCGAGGAUGCUCUGUUAGCCGUGGUGAAGUGCAUGCGAAAUAAACCUGCGUAUUUUGCUGAAAGAUUGUAUAAAUCCAUGAAGGGCUUGGGAACAGAUGACAACACGCUGAUCCGGGUGAUGGUGUCCCGCUGUGAAAUAGAUAUGCUGGAGAUCAGAAGGGAAUUCCUGAGCAUGUAUGGGAAAUCGCUCUACUCCUUCAUUAAGGGGGACUGCUCAGGAGACUAUAGGAAAGUUCUGCUCAGACUCUGUGGCGGGGAGGAUUAAAGGAUUCCUGCUGUACUGCUGGGUGAUGGGAAGUAGCUGAUCAUGAGGAUUUCUUUCUUUUUAAUUUUUCCCCAUUAUCUUAUUAGUUGCUAAGAGCAUUGACGUUGGUUAGUUAAUGCUCUGGUUAGAUAACGGCCAUUCUGGUUGUCCCUUUUGAUACGCUUUUAUGCUCGGAACACCUAUGUGUCUACUAAUCGGGCUAACAAAGCCCAUCUUAAACAGAAUGCUGCAACCAAAUAUAUAGAAGCUAAAUGAUUUCCUGACCAGCUGUCGCUUUGCCAUUGCAUUGACGAGUAAAACUCGAUCAACUGAAACAAACUGGGAUGCAGAAUGCGAGAUGCUGCACGAGGAGAAAUUAACCUCAUCACUACAUGGAGAAUGCAGAACGCAGGCUUGCUUCGGUCUUUGCAAGAUAAUUUAAACACAAAUAAAUCAAUCAUCUAAAAUAUUAGCACGAUCAGAUCUUAACUUGCCCUCUGUUAGUGUGGAGCAUUAACAGGUUGGCUGCACUUAAUAUAUAUGUUGCCUAUAGAUCUGUAGGUAGGGAAGAUGUCACGGGUGACAUCAGAAAACUUGCUGCUCUGGUUACAGGGCAGCCUCAUGUUCUUGGUCUGUCUUGACUCGUGGGACUAUAAAUCAUCAGGGUUACAUUACUAACACAAACCCUUCCUCUGGCCAAAGCGAUGUCCUUAGAACGGUGCCUUUUCAGCAAUGGUCUGUCCCCCAAACCAUGUCCCACCAGCACUCCCUGGUGCCUUAGGCCGGGAUGCCUUGUCCGGGGGUCACUCACCGCGUCUCCCUGGUGCUGGCUGGGUGGACGUGUCACCGUGUCACCAUGUCACCAGCACAGGGUCCUGUUUUUGUGCCUGUGCCAGACUGGGACGUCCACACCAACCUCUGGAAGAGACUUUUCCCCAGGCCCCACGCAACUGAGUGUUGUUUUCACUAGAACUAUUUGGUUCUUGUUUGGCCUCGCAAAAGGCCGAUAGGCUUGAAUAGGAGAUACUUUCAUGGCCUCAAAUAAAACAGCUUACUUUCUUGCUCGCUGUGCUGCAAUUGGAGAUACAUUCCUUAGUUUUGGUGGGAGAUUUUUCCAGUUCUACUGGAGCAUUCUGCUCAGUGAAAGAGAAAUUGUCUUACCCAGUACAACAGGCUCACAGAUGCGCUCAGGCUUGGGUUGGUGUUUAAAUGCUUUGUGUUACGUUGCUUUUUAAAAAUGAAUAAACAAUUCAUUUCCAUA
This is a messenger RNA of Columba livia (rock pigeon), 2600 nucleotides long. RefSeq names its product annexin A4 (gene ANXA4). Gene Ontology annotation, molecular function: calcium ion binding; calcium-dependent phospholipid binding. The transcript is spliced from 14 exons. Lineage: Eukaryota; Metazoa; Chordata; Aves; Columbiformes; Columbidae. The record is from RefSeq and is a predicted model, not a curated record. Bases 413 to 1360 code for a protein of 315 amino acids. Gene Ontology annotation, cellular component: cytoplasm.